Messenger RNA from Amoebophrya sp. A120, 719 nucleotides. The record is from the annotation of a GenBank genome assembly. Lineage: Eukaryota; Dinophyceae; Syndiniales; Amoebophryaceae.
AGUGUACCUCUUCCUCCGAUCCCAUGUUCUUCAGGUCAGAAUUCUUAUAGCACAGCCUUUUCUCCGCACGAGUAGCGAAUCUAUCAGUAGAAUGAACAUGAUAUUUUUAAGUACCGGCCACCUUUUUAAGUCUAACCCUACCAACAACCCAGUAACUAGUAACAUCAUCUCAUAAGUAGGAUCAUUUUUACAGUCGUGCCGAGCGGCAUACGAGGUUUUAAGUCCGUAGUCGUGCUGUCUGUGUGUAGUUUAUUGAAGCUCAAGUUCCUUGCGUCUAGUGCUACGGCUUACAGUGUCCUAGAGUCUGUCGCAAGAAAAGCGACAAGAAAAACACCAUGAGCGAAGGAGGUCGCUAGGUUAUUUUUGAAAUGCGACAGGCGACAGCGCCAUGCUAUGUUUACGUCCAGACCGCUGCACUGACGCAUGCGGAGGGAGCACAACAUCUUCGGCAGAGCAGAGGCACAAAAUCUUCGCAUCGCCUGAUCCAGCAGAGGACCAAACAACCUUUAAUAUUAAACACGAUGACGGGUAGUUCACGUGACGAUGAUAGUACAGAGGCGGAGGUUUUUUUAAGAAGAACAGACUACAAAACAGCAGCAGACGCCUCGAUUUUGAUAGGAAAUACAGACGAAAACAGUUUAUUUUCCUGGACGCGUGAGGACCCGUUUCGGCUUUCUUGUGGCUCUGCUGUAGAGCUGCAACGAGGGCAGCGGAGCUAG